This is a messenger RNA of Gadus morhua (Atlantic cod), 5796 nucleotides long. RefSeq names its product leucine-rich repeat-containing protein 24. Lineage: Eukaryota; Metazoa; Chordata; Actinopteri; Gadiformes; Gadidae. The coding region runs from base 215 to 2125 and encodes 636 amino acids. Gene Ontology annotation, molecular function: protein binding. The transcript has 9 exons. The record is from RefSeq and is a predicted model, not a curated record.
UGAACACGCAACUGUUUUGCACGAGCUACAUUUCUGGCCGCCGAUCGGAAUGUAAUUACAGUCCGGUUAUUCAAAGUAACGAGGGCAUUUUUGUCGGAAUCUCCGGAUCGCACAGCAAGGCAUCCAUUCUCUCUCCUUCUAUCUCUGGUGAGGAGCCUGAGGGGCCGCACCAGGAUCGUCUAUCUGCCUGCGUACCCCCAGCCCCGCCCCAGCUAUGGGUCCCCAUUCCCCUGUCCUGUGCCUCCUUUCCCUGCUCCUCCUGCUGUGGAGCCUGAGCCAGGGCCACGGCACCAUCUCCUGCCCGGCUAACUGCAGAUGCUACAGCCUGACUGUGGAGUGUGGGUCCAUGGGCAUCCGGGACGUCCCGAAACACGUCCCGCCCACCACACAGACCAUCUUUCUUCAGGACAAUAUGAUUGGUCAGAUUCGGCGAAAAGACCUCCCACAACUGAGGCGGCUGCACUACCUCUACCUGCAGAACAACACCAUCUCGGCCGUGGAGGCCGGCUCCUUCCAAAACCAGCAUCAACUGCUGGAACUGGCUCUGAACGGGAACCGGAUUCACCUCGUGACAGCUGAGAUGUUCCAGGGGCUGGAGCACCUCAGAAUCCUCUACCUGGCAGGAAAUGACAUCACACAGUUACAGGAUUACACAUUCCGGGGCUUGCAGCGCCUCCAAGAACUCCACCUACAGCACAACAGCAUAGAGAUGCUGUCGGACCAGGCGCUGGUCGGCCUGACCUCCUUGGCUCUGCUGGAUCUGAGCAGAAACAACCUGCACACCAUCGGGGCGGCGUCUCUACGGCCGCUGGUCAGCCUGCAGGUGCUACGUAUCACAGACAACCCGUGGCGGUGCGACUGUGCCCUCCACUGGUUGAGGAGCUGGAUCGACGAGGAGGGCCAGCGUCUGCUCAGCUCUGCCGAACGGCGGCUGGUCUGCACCGAGCCCCCGCGCCUCUCCCACCUCAGCCUGGUGGAGGUGCCCCUCAACAGCCUGGUGUGCAUCCCACCUCUGGUGCAGCUGGAGCCCAGGAGGCUGGCCGUGCGGCUGGGGGAGAGUCUCCGGGUGUCCUGCCACGCCUCGGGAUAUCCGCGACCGCAGGUGACCUGGAGGAAGGCCUUCCAGGGUAAGGUGGUGCUGUCCCCCCGGGGCCUGGUGCACGAGCUGGGGGGCGGAGGGUCCGCGGGCGGGGGCGGCGGCGGGGCCAGAGAGGAGGAAGAGGAGGACGCCUCGGACGAAGGGAAGGUGCGUCUGCAGAAGAGCGAGGGGGGCGAGCGCUUCGACCCCGACACGGGCAGCGGCAUGCUGUUCCUCAGCAACGUGACGGUGGCGCACGCCGGCUUCUACGAGUGCGAGGCCUGGAACGCCGGCGGCGUGGCCCGGGUCACCUUCCAGCUGGCCAUCAACUCCUCCACCUCCUCAUCCUCCGCCUCCUCGUCCUCCAUCUGGGCGUCCUGGUCCCAGGCGAGCGCGCCCUACUACCCCUCCUGGCCCCGCCUGAGGAACCACCGGCCCGCCUCGGGCUCGGACGUCAGCCGCGAGCCGCUGUACGCGCUGGGCAGCAUGGCCUUCAGCGCCCUGGGGCCCGCCACUCAGACGGCCAUCGCCAUCGGCAUCUCGCUGCUGGCGCUCACCGCGCUGCUGCUGGUGGCCAUGAUCUACAGCCGGCACCAGCAGCGGGAGAAGGAGGCGGACGUAUCGGAGAAGGAGGAGAGCAUCCUGUACGUCAACGACUACUCGGACGGGCCUACCACCUUCGCCCAGCUGGAGGAGUACCGCGACGAGCGGGGCCACGAGAUGUACGUGCUGAACCGCGCCAAGCCCGUCCUGCCGCCCGCGCCCCCCGCCUCCGCCGGCCCCCUGGGGGGUUACCCGGCCCCGGCCCCCUCCGACAGCCUGUCCUCCUGCAGCCCCGUCCGCUCGGCGGGGCCCGGACAGGCCGUGAGCCCGGCCCCGCUGGAGAAGCUGGAGCAUCAGCAGGAGCCGGACAUACGGACCAUGCGGAGGAUGGCUGGGGAGGGGGGUGAGGCGGAGCCCGUGGUCACGUCCGAGGCGGAGGGGAUGUUCCUCAACCACACGGGCCUCUUCAUGGACUCCCAGAUCGCCUACGAGAUUCACUGCUGAGGAGGCGCCCGCGUGGAAAACUUAAGCUAAAGAAAUCCAGAGAUCCCUAAACGUUCGAGAUGGGAUACGUGACUCCGCUUGAUUCAUUCCGCUUACUGUGCUUCUUGUGCUGACCAUUCGUGUGUGAGACAUAAAAACAAACGACAAAAACAAACCGACCCAUUGAGGUGAAGGGGGGGAAAAACACGCAACGCAUCGAGAGAGGAACACGAGCCUGGUGCCUAAAAAGGAACGCCAUUCAUACGUGGAGGUUCAGGAGAAGGACUUUGUUCAGGUUGGUCCUCACCUCACCUCACCUGGGUGACCUCGCGUGUGUAUGUAUGUGUGAACAAACCCCCCCCCCCCCCCACCCGCCCUCACCCCUUUCUCUUACACUAUUAGACUUGAGGUGAUGUCACUGCACCAGACAAGGUCCCUGUGCUGGGGCGAGACACUUUGCCAGUGAAGGUGAUUACUUACUGAGAAUAGGCUUUGGCUGCUGUGACUCACUCACAACCGCUCCAAUCAAAUCUGAAAGUAAAUCCGUCUGAUGUUUGCAUAAAGUGACCCCCCCCCACUCCACAAACCCACACACACACACACGCACACACUUUCAUACAAUAAUACUGAGGGUAGACUAUAUUCUGUUGUCUAUAUGGUCACGGAGGGUAGAUACAUUCAACAGUAUAUUACUGCGUUGGAUCUACUCAUGAUGUUUCAACAUGAGAUAGCAGGGAGGAAACUCUGCGAGUCGGUUUAGCCAUACAUCUGGGACCUCAUGCACAAAAGCAUCCACAGUGUCUGAUACGGGACGUGGAACAAGCUGCGUCCAUGUUACAACACAAAUCACUGAAGCUAAACCUUGUUUGUGGUCGUACAGGGGGAAAAUGAUCGAUGAUUUGUGAGCGUGUUAUGACUGCCUGUGUGGGUACAUAUAGCCAGGGGGGGAAAUAAACAUAGUUCAAGUAAUUGGAUACAAUUCACCGUUACAUAACGAACAGCUAAUGUUUUUUUUUUUAUUGAUUAAGAUUCAGCAGAGGACCAGUCGUCCAAUUAUUUCUUCACAUACAACGUAUAUUAUCUCCAGACAGGCCUUUCGUACAGUCCUACUUUACAAGAGGGAACUAGUAGCUGUCAUAUCAAGGAGGAAAUGUAUGGAAAGCAUGUGUCGAUGGAGCGUUAAUUGGAUAUUAUAUUAUUCGGUCUAAGGGAAUAUUUGAGUUCAUUCAAAGUAAAACUUAACGCAGAUUUAGAGUGGUUUGCUACUCGGUAGCAAACCACUGUAUGUACAGAUUUACAUUUCCACACACAUAAGUAUUUGACUAAUUCCUUGCUAAAGUUAGUGUGUUAACAGGUUUUAAAAGAUAGCACUACAAGUCAAGUCAUAAAAAUAGGGAAUAUUGAAUUGUGUUAUUUGCUUAAGAGUCAUCUAUCAGAGAUCAAAUUAAUAUCGUAAAGGUGCUGAGUAAAAAUAUAUUCUAAAGUGAUUUUCUGUAGCCUUCCCUACCCGUCUUUUCUUCCUUAAAAAACGUCUCUCAGCAUUGGUUAUUCAAAUGUUAAAAAAUACCGACACAGAUGUCUGCUCCUUCUAUGUACCAGGGCAUAGUAGUAGACUCAACUUCACUUGUUGAGUCUACUACCCUUGCCCUGGUUUCUUGUACAUGGCAAAUGUGUUAUUGCAGAAAAGCACCAGUAGGGGGCUGUCAAAGAUUUUGGUCUUGCACCUAUUUCUGAAUAGUCAUGGUGUUAGGAGAGUGGAGAAAGGUUUGGAAGCUUAAUUUGAGUCGCAGUGAGUCGAAUGACUGGUAGUAGCAGCAAAUAACAGUUAUUACUAUGUAAUCAUACUGUCGGCACUGCUCUAGAGAACUGCUCCCGUCUUGUGUCAGGCCCAUUUUGUUGACAGCACUGCUUGAUUCACAUUUAUAAGAUACUAUUUUACAAAAGAAAAUAUGCCAGGGUUUUUUGUUUUCAUGUUCAGCAUGCCAGAAGUUCAAGAUAAUGCCGCCACUGUCUUUCUCCAAAGUUCUCAGGAAUGGAAUUUAAAAGCAUAGAAUGUAUCCAUCUGCGGUUCUCCUUUAAUGAAGUUUCCCUUUUGAAUCGGGACUCUCUCAACGGGCGUUGACAACCUCUGACACUGGGACAUGUCACGAGUCCAGCUUCCUAAGUCGCAGAUUUAAAAAGAGAUAAUAUACGAUAUCUUCAUGACGUUGAAACAUUUAAUGGCUGCCAUAUUUUUCAUGGUUAGGUGUCUCCAGACUGUUUUAUAAUUCUAGACUUUAUGUAGGCCUUUGUCUUAGAUUUUUUUAAUACAGUCGUCGUUUAAAGUAGCACAAAUGAAUGUCAAAAUAUGACUAUUACCCAAAAUAAUGGACUCUACGGGAAGAUGCUUGAUCACAGAAACACAUUCUAUCCGUUUAAAUUCUAUGAUUUCAGCCAAUGUUCCCUCCUAAUCAACAUCAAUGUACAGUGUGAAGAUGCAUGGUGAUGUAUUUCAAGGGCAUUAUCUAUCCUUUUAUUUCUCCUUUUAUAUGUAAUAAUCUUGUAAAGUAUGAAAGUGUAAGAUAUGCUUGCUAUACAGAUGGGGUUUCCUCUACAAACCUCAAUCUUCCCCACUCUAAGUCAUAUAUUUGUUUACGUUUUUAAUGAUGCAGAGUCUAGGAAUUCCUAUUCCAAAAGAUAUUAUCUGGUACAGAUGGUUCGUAAUAAUCUGGAGCAGGACAAUGCAGUGGCGGGGAUGUACGGCUCCCAGCCGACAGGUGUUGAGAUCCAUCCCCAAUGCCGCAGCCUACCUGCAGGGGGCCUCCUGGAGCCAGAUGGCCCCUGGGUCCCUACCCUAGGUCCCUUCCCACCUGCCCCACCUACCUGCUUCCUUAAUGACAUGUAUCUGAAUCCAUUGUAAGUCGCUUUGGGUGAAAUUGUCUCCUAAAUAGGUCCACAACGCACAUGAAGAAUGUCUCCUUUUAUAUCAAGGGUGGUUUAUUGACCGUUAUUGAUUUCUUCAUUACCCAUGGGACAUUUCUGAUCUCCUGGCUGGAAACACUGUGUCAUGCUUAGAUGCAACGGUGGAUGUUAGAUGUUGCCUCAUCCUUAUAUUCUCUUAUCCCUCAAGAACUUUGAAAGUUGAUACCUCAAAUGGCCUGAUUUAUUUGCCGAAUUAAUUCAAGAACAUAAUAUUGAUGUUUACAAUGAUAUAUUCGAUUCACAUGUCAUUCAUUUUUGUUUGCUGCGGUUAUCACGCAACAAUGAAAGAAAACAUUCAGAAACAGAAAUGUGCAUUCGAACCCACGGAUCAAUUCUAUCAUCAAGUACUUCAGCCAUUAUUUGAAAAUCAUGUCAUCUCAUUGUCUUCAUACAAUCUUUGCUAGAAGUACAAAGCUAUGGCAUUUGACUCAGCCAUGUCGUUGUUCAUUACGUAACCAGUGCUACAUGUUUGUUAUAGCUGCUAUAUAAUUCUCUGUGGAUAUACAAUUGUUUCUACUAUGGUUGGUUUGUUAUUUUAAACAUGUUCAGCAUAUUACCUAGUGUAUUGAGUACCAAUUAUUUAUUGAUUUGUAUGUUUAUAUUCAGAUCAACUUUAUUUAAUAUACUUAAUUUGUUCAAAUCCCUUUGUGAAUGUAUUUAUUUUGGGGGAUUUAAAAAAUGUAUUGUAUGCUCCAUUCUAUUUUAAAGUAAUAAAGUCAAUCUGUGCCGUU